AUGGAUGCUUUGGACUAUUACGGCAGCGACAAGGCACGUAUAGACCUUCAAAAUAAGGAGAUAUCGGGGAAGAAAUCAAUAGCAAAGUAGUCGAUGAUAAAGCAAAAGAGUAAUAAAGUCGACAAGAGAAACUAGAGUGAAUUUGACCUCUCAAAGUACCAAUAUGACCCUAAAGCAAGUCAAAUUGUGAGAGGGUCAACAUUUGGGUCCAAGAACAAUAAUGGGUACAACCCCAAAUUCGGCAAAACCAACAUGCUUGUCAGAAAUUUAAGUGUAGAAGAUAGAGGAGCACUAGGCAAGGGCAAUAAGACAAAUAAUGAUCAAUAAAUCAAAAAGACAUCAUAGUAUAAAAUCUCAAAUAUAGACAAAGAGCCAAUCCCGCUAAAUGACGAUUUGGUGUGUUCAGAUCACUUUGACCGUCAUUUCUCUACACACAUUGAAGGAGAAAACUUUUUCGAUUAGUUGUUUGAAAAUCAAGAAACUUAGCACAAUCAUAAUUAGAAUUGCUCGCAUCAUAAACAUCUCAGUGGGAAUAACAAUGGGAUCUAAGCAAGAUCUUUUGAUAAUAGUACCCUUGCGCCUGAUUCAUUAUAAGUUUAUCAAUAGCAUUUGCCUGAGUCUUAAAGUUUAGCAACUCCUGACAAAUUUCCAGACAUUUAAUAGGCAUCUGGGGCAAAGGAGAUCAGAUCGCUUUCAUUUGAUCUUAAAGAAGGACAAGAUGAUGAAAUAGUAAAGGGGAUUGACAAAGCUCGUAAAUUAACUACACUUAAUGCGGUUCCCUUUGAAAUGAACUUUGAUGAAUCUGUUUAGUAAUUGAAAGCAGAAGAACUUAGAAAAAUGGAAUCAGAAUAGUCUAAUGUAGAUUUCCUUAUCGAUGAAACAGAGAUGAGAAUGCAGUAAAGCCAAGACAUAGAAAAUCUCAUACACUAAGAGCUAGAGCUUAAUACCGAGGCUCAUGACAUCUAGGUCGGUGUAUAAGACCCUUCCCGAAUGAGAAUGAAGUAUCUGUAGAAGUUAACGAAGGAGUAAAUUUGGAUUCCUCCCCUAAUGCAGCCUAAGGCGAGUUAAAACGUUAUAAUAUUUGAUUGGGACGAUACCCUUUUCCCGACUACCCAUUUGAAUCCAGUGGACGAGAUGUCUUAUGAUUAUCUUUUUGAGAAAUACCGAUAAUAACUGAAAGAGAUUGAGGAAAAUGCUAUCACACUUCUUAAUAACUGUCUCAAGGAAUCUAAGGUAGUCAUUGUGACUAAUGCCAAAAAAGGUUGGGUGGAGUUCUCAUCAAGUCGAUUCAUGCCAGAUCUCCAUAAGAUAGUCAUGAAAAAGGUUAAGAUAGUCUCAGCUAGAGUGCUAUUUGAGGAUAAAUUCCCUUAUGACACCUUUAAAUGGAAGGAACUCGCUUUUGCAUAGCUUUGGGAUUUAGAUGGAUUCUUAGACAAAGCAGCCAUUACAAAUUUAGUGGCAGUGGGAGAUGCCGAAUACGAAAUGGAAGCUGCUAAGAACUUUGCCAGCUUGAGUGAUAGAUGCUUGAUUAAGCUUGUGAAGCUGAGAGAAUGCCCCUCAUUUGAAGAACUUAGAAAGGAACUUGCUGUAGUCAAUGAUAAGUUUGGCUACAUUUUCUCAUCAUUCAAAAAUCUCACUAUAAAGUUGGAAAGGUAAGAAUAAAAAUAAUUAAAUAAAUAUCUUUGUAGAAUAAAACCACAAGAGGGUCAGUCUUAAUGA
Molecule: messenger RNA, 1719 nt
Organism: Stylonychia lemnae
Lineage: Eukaryota; Ciliophora; Spirotrichea; Sporadotrichida; Oxytrichidae
Source: the annotation of a GenBank genome assembly